UUUUUAAUUAAAAAGCAGACGGAGAGAAUAGAAUAGAAAAUGGUUGGGGAUCGAGCGCUUCUCCUCUUCAAAUCCUCACCCCUCUCUAUUCACCUCCCCAUUUUCUCCACCUUCGCGCUCCCAAAUCCGAGCCCUAAAAGAUCCUCGUCCCCCCGGCCGCUCUCCAAUCGGACGGUCAAGAUGUCCUCCUCCGAUCACCCCGAAGGCCCUCCUCCCUCCUCCUCCUCCUCCUCCUCCGCCGCCUCCGCCGUUGAUUUCCUCACUCUCUGCCACCGCCUCAAGACCACGAAAAGAGCGGGUUGGGUGCGCCGCGGAGUAUCGGAACCGGAGUCGAUAGCGGACCACAUGUAUCGGAUGGGAGUUAUGGCUCUCGUCGCUCCGGAGAUCCCUGGUGCCGAUCGUGAUAGGUUAGUGAAGAUGGCUAUUGUGCAUGAUAUUGCCGAAGCUAUUGUCGGUGAUAUUACUCCUGUUGAUGGUGUUCCGAAGGAGGAGAAGAGUCGAAGAGAGAGGGAAGCGAUUGAUCAUAUGUGCAACUUGCUUGGUGGAGGAUCUAGAGCUAACGAGAUGAAACAAUUAUGGAUGGAGUAUGAGGAAAAUUCUUCUUUGGAAGCAAAUAUUGUUAAGGAUUUUGACAAGGUUGAGAUGAUACUUCAAGCACUAGAAUACGAAACGGAACAAGGAAAAGAUUUGGAGGAGUUUUUCCAGUCGACUGCAGGAAAAUUUCAGACGGACGUGGGAAAAGCGUGGGCAUUGGAGAUUGCAUCAAGGAGAAGAAAAGAACAGUAACUUGGAUUUAGAUGAUACAUCUUCUGUCUUGCUUUAUUCAUAACAUUCAAAUUUCGUUUCUCAACAUUGUAUCUGAGCGUAGCCAGGAAAAAUUCCCCGUACUCUGCUUUCGUCUAAUUAGCCACAGUAACAGGAUGACCCCGAAACCGGAAUUUUAUACACAAAAGCCGCGGUCUCACGGCGUAGGGUGCUGAGUGCUGAGGAUUCUCGCAGGUGUCGUAAUUUUUUACAGAUUGAAAAGAUUAGUGGCAUCUUGUAAGAAUUCUUGCAAUUUCCUUCACCCGCCAUUCAAUUGAUUCACCACCUACCAUAUUUUGAUGUUUCAGCUUGUCUUUGCCCAUAAACUUUUCUCGGGUUUGAACUGUACUCCAGUGUAAUAAUGCUUGCUUGUAUUCCAUGCAAGUAUGAAUAGAAGUUUUAAGUUGAUAUCUCAAGCCUUUUUUCUUUA
Asparagus officinalis (garden asparagus) is the source of this 1234-nucleotide messenger RNA. RefSeq names its product HD domain-containing protein 2-like. Gene Ontology annotation, molecular function: 5'-deoxynucleotidase activity. NCBI's taxonomy places the organism in Eukaryota, Viridiplantae, Streptophyta, Magnoliopsida, Asparagales, Asparagaceae. Gene Ontology annotation, cellular component: cytoplasm. The record is from RefSeq and is a predicted model, not a curated record. The transcript is spliced from 8 exons. The coding region runs from base 40 to 786 and encodes 248 amino acids.